UCUUAGACGAGGGUGCUGAGCAGGCAGAGAGCUGGAACUCCGGGUCUGGUUCGGAUCUGUGCAGACCGGACAGGAACAGGAGAAGGCACACAAGCACAAAAAGAGCCCUCAAAGAGAACUAUGUUAAGGAUAACAAGACUAUAUGUCAUCAAAUUGUCCGGGUUCUGACAAAAAAGAAAAAAAAACUGGGAUCCUGAAAACAACAAAAUUUGCUGUUCAACAGACACUAGUAGAGCCUCAAGAAGUACACACUGGAGAAUCAGAGAAGCGGUGUUCAUCCAUUCAAAGCAAAGCCCUGGUAGAACGAAAACUGACUAGAUUAGAUCAGCCAGGUAUAACAAGUGUCUGACCACAACGGAGAAUAUUCUAUUAAUUAUUACCAGCAUUGAUUAAGUGUUAACUGGAAAAGAGUUGAAGCAAUGGAUGCACUACCAGAAACAAAAGGAAAAGGUGUUUUGAUGUUUGUUCAAAGACGCAAACGGAUUGAUGAAUUUAUAUUAGAGCAGGAAGAACUGAGCAGUAAACAACCGCCAAUGGGUGCUGCAAUAGAACGGCAAAGAACGGAAGAAAGGAACGUUAAUGACACAAUGAAAGUAUAUGCCAAAGAGACUAAAUACAUUGGUGUUAAUCCAAAAAAGCCUUUGGAGCACCAUCAAGAUGCUCAACAGACAAACAACCUGUCCAACAUGCCUAAGCCUUUGGUGCCAAAUAGAACUGCAAGACCUUUUCUGGGGUUUCAAGGUGGCUUCACUGUAGCUGAGGAAACUCUUCAAGCCCCAAUGGAGGAAGUAAAAUUCAAACGGCCUUCACUGCCCAACAGCAACCCAAAAGUGUGGUCUCCAACAGCAGACAUAAUUGCCUCAAGAGAUGAGCGUAUAUAUGUGCCAGCAAUAAAGACUGGCAUUCUUUCAGACUCCAAAAGGAAAUCUGCAAACAAGCAGCCGCCAGCAUCUGCACAAGCAUCUGAGCGCCAAAACAAAGGAGAGAGGAGGUCCUACAUUGAACCAGAGGAAGACUGUUUUAGUUUGGGUGCUGAAGCUUGUAACUUCAUGCAACCCAGGACAAUUAAACUUAAAAACCCACCUCCUGUUGCCCCCAAACCCCCCAUCAAUCCAGCCUGCCCACCCUGGAUGACAAAGAGUCCUUCUAGUGAACUACAUGUUCCUUCAAGGAGUCCAAUCUCACAACUAUCUCGCAGUCCUGUGGGGGGUCACAGCCAGAAUGACGGGGUCCAGCCUCAAAAGAUGACAAGCGGUUGGCCAUCAGAUCAAACUCAGGCCGCUCUUCAAACACCUGCCAAUGCCUGGGUUUCAGUCAGCUCCUCUCCCAAACUUCAUCCCCAGCCAAGCACAAAUAGCUGGAGUCAUCAGCCAUCAUCUGUGAGUAUGCAGGCCAGCAGUCCUUCUUACAGUCCCUAUUCACCCUCAAUCAGUAAGUCAGACAGCGCUCCAAAUUUAGUUGCUUCUUCUUCAUCACAGACAGAAAAGUGUCACAUCCAUGUAAUAAAUGCCUCCCAAGUUCCUUCAAAGGUCCCAACCUCCAGUAUAGGUGUCAGUCAGGCUGCAAGAGGUACAGCCAUGGCAGGAAAAGGCGCACAAUUGUUUGCCAAAAGACAGUCUCGUAUGGAGAAGUUUGUUGUUGACUCAGAAACUGUGCAAGCUCACCAAACCAGACCCCAUUCGCCAACUCAGUCCCUCCCCAACUCUUGGAGAUAUUCAUCCAAUAUUAGAGCCCCACCUCCACUGUCUUAUAACCCUCUGCUUUCCCCAUUUUACCCUCCAUCCGCAGCCAAGAAGCCCCUUCCCACAAGCCCAGAAGUAAAGUCCAAAGAGAAACCUAAAUCAUUUCCCAAGCAGCUCAACGCCUUAGAUAUUAUGAAACACCAGCCGUACCAGUUGGACUCGUCACUAUUCAAGUAUGAUGUGGUCCCUGAGGGCAAAGCCCCUAGUCCUAAACCUACUCCUGCGUCAAAGUUUGAAGUUACAAAAAGCCGCAAACAAAGAUCAGCCUCCCUUCGUUCCUCCUAUAAAAGCCCUGAGCUUUCAGCUCAAAGCAAAGCAGAGACUCCUGCUAAGUCCUCUGAAUCGGUAAGUCUCCAAGUUUUCUCUGCCAAAAACACAAGAUCAGCUGGGCUGGUUGAGGCUGACAAGCAUUUGGAUAAAAAGCUCACUGCCACAACCACCGCCCAUCGCGUAAGCAGCAAGCAAGCACCAAGAGCCCGAUUUGCAAGCACAUCAUCCCAGCACUCGUCCCUUGGUGACAGCAUAGCUUCAGCUUUCUCUCCUGCAUCUCUUAUUGCUAGAGGCGCACGUCAAAUGGCUCCUCGGCCAAAGUUUUCAGCAAAGAAACCAGUGGUGACUAGCAAGCAGUGGAAGCCUGUUGCAAUGCUUCAUUCGAUCUGAUACAGAACAUUGUGCUGAAUUAGUAAAGUCUGAGACACCACUAGGCUCAUUAUAACUACAACUCUGUGACUUCCGCGUCUUAACAGGUCGAAACGUUAAGAGUUUUGCACUAUAUCUACACUUUAUCCAAUUUGAACCACACAAAAAUUUCAACCCUUUUAAAUUUGUGGUCCAUGGAUUAAGAAAUGAACUUUAUGUACUUCAUUUUUAUUUUAUAUUCUGCCAAUUUGUGCCAAAAAGUAAUUUCAUAUUUCAGAAUUUAGUGCAAUAAUUCCCCUAAGAUGACAAUCGAAUGAAUCAUUAAAAAUUUUUUAUUCAAUUGCACGAAUGAUGUCUUUAAACAUUUUCAAAAGGCCCUGAAAAUGUUUUUGCCUCCUGAAAAGUAAGGAAAAAUCAUUAUAGAUUCUCAGGAAGGGCCAUUACUUUUACCAUGUCGUGUGCACAAAGGCCUAUCAACAGUUUGCUCUGCUCUACAUCAGCUGUUUUUUUAUUUAGCAUCAGAAAUUAUUAAACCCCUCCCAAACAAAUUUUUAUAAAGUUGAAAUUAAACAGGUUGGCCAUUUGAGGAAACAAUAUUUGACCUCUUUAGAAAUUUAAGGAUUCAUUGUGUUUGGAUCUAACCUGUAGUCAUACUUUAUUUGUGUGCACACAACUAUAGAUUCCUUCAGUCUCAUUCCAGACUUUGAUGGUGUCACAACAAAUAAAUGUUUCACUGCUGUGAUUAUGAA
This is a messenger RNA of Oryzias latipes (Japanese medaka), 3130 nucleotides long. RefSeq names its product synaptopodin 2b (gene synpo2b). NCBI's taxonomy places the organism in Eukaryota, Metazoa, Chordata, Actinopteri, Beloniformes, Adrianichthyidae. The record is from RefSeq and is a predicted model, not a curated record. Gene Ontology annotation, biological process: positive regulation of actin filament bundle assembly. Gene Ontology annotation, cellular component: Z disc; nucleus; actin cytoskeleton. Gene Ontology annotation, molecular function: actin binding.